AUGUCGCAAAGGAGUCAAACUAAAGCCUCCAAAAAGAGAAACAAAGCAAACCCGGAAGAAUCAAACACUGCGAAAAAAUCCGGAGCGAUUUGCUCAUUCCAAGGUCCUGGCCCGAGGUACAAACUGAAACCGCUCGUCGGGUAUGAUGACCAUUGUUUCUCAAAAUACCGUAAUCCAGCUUUUUCGAUUCUUGGGAAGAGUUUGAAAGGAUAUAUCGCGGCUGAUGGACCCGGUCCGAAAUAUCGACCAGAGUUUCCACCAGCACAAGGGUUUUCCCUCGGAAUGCUACUCAAAGGAAAAAAAUACGAGUGCACUCCUGGUCCUUAUAAUAUACCUCCGUACACUCCGACACCGGCGUUUUCAAUAAAAUGGCGAACGAAAGCUCGAGGGGGAUUAGUCUCGGCUGGACCGUACUACAUUCCGAGAGACCUCAACGGCCCUGCUUUCACCAUGGGUGCACGCCUUCCCUCUGGCCGAAACGACUGCGGCCCGGGACCAGGACUGAUUAAGGUGGACAUGGUGAAGCCGCGUGCUCCAGCCUUCAGCCUACGCGCCCGGCCUGCUGAUAGAAUCAAAUGCGCCAGUCCUGGACCCUACGAUCCCGUCAACUUAGACAAAGCGCCUGCAUUCUCAUUUGGAGUUAAACAUAGUCCUUGUGCACCACCUCUAAUAACCAAAUGCGAUCAAGUUUGCUAA
Molecule: messenger RNA, 696 nt
Organism: Diachasma alloeum
Lineage: Eukaryota; Metazoa; Arthropoda; Insecta; Hymenoptera; Braconidae
Product: outer dense fiber protein 3
Exons: 4
Coding region: 1-696 (231 amino acids)
Source: RefSeq, a predicted model, not a curated record